Molecule: messenger RNA, 1877 nt
Organism: Botrytis deweyae
Lineage: Eukaryota; Fungi; Ascomycota; Leotiomycetes; Helotiales; Sclerotiniaceae
Exons: 2
Coding region: 485-1528 (347 amino acids)
Biological process (GO): lipid biosynthetic process
Molecular function (GO): iron ion binding; oxidoreductase activity
Source: RefSeq, a predicted model, not a curated record
UUACCAUACCUACCUAGUAUGGUAUAUCUAUACCUAGUAGAUAUCACAGUACAUACAUACAUAUCCCAUCCUCAUUUCUUCUCCAAAACUUCCGAUUGUCGCAUCAACUUUCAAAAUCAAUUUAAUAAAACAUACCGCCACUCUCCUUUUUCUUUCCUUUUCCCUCUUGCUCUAGCUCUUUAAUAACUUUGAUAUCUCGCUGGUGAUACAUUCACCAAGUCUUUCUUUUACAUUUCGAUCCUUUCAAUCCUGGUGUAAUCUACCUACCUAGGUGAUUACAAAACAAUCCCAAUUCACUCAACAGAAAGGUACAAGGGAAGGAAAGGAACGGAAAGGAAAUAUAGAACCCAUUCAUUUGGCUUCCUUUUUCCCUACAUUUUCCACAUCUUCAAAGACCUUCAAGAAGUCGAUAUACUUCUCCUUCUACUCUAAUCGAUAAUUGUCUCUCACAAAAAGAUCUCUGCAUUGCAGACAUUCCGAAACCAUGGAUAUUGCAUUAGAAGUCACCGACAAAUACUUCUUCGAUCAUUUCUAUUCCGCUCUCUUACCCGCAAAACCUAUACUCUUGAAUGCCAUUGGAGAACAAAUUAAUGGCACAAUACUCGAUCCGAAAACGGCUUCAACAUGGCAAUAUCAUCCUUCGAAUUCUUUCCUCCAGUUUGAACCGACAGACGCGGCGUAUACCAGUCAAUGGGAUAGAGAUAAUAUUUUCCGACAAGCUUUCUCGUUGUUCCUGAUUACUUGGAUCGCAGGUGCAGCAAUUUACUUUACAAUCUCUACUCUCUCGUACCUAUUCGUCUUUGACAAAACUACCUUUCAACAUCCCAAAUUCCUCAAAAAUCAAAUCCGCAUGGAAAUCUCUCAAGCAUGUAACUCGAUGCCCUUAAUGUCCAUUCUCACCACUCCCUUCUUCCUCGCAGAAGUUAGGGGCUAUUCAAAACUAUACGAUCUUACCUCUGAAGGACCGGGUACGUGGUACAAUUGGUUCCAAUUUCCACUUUUCCUCCUCUUCACAGAUUGUUUCGUCUAUUUCAUCCACCGCGGUCUCCAUCAUCCUUCCGUAUACAAGACACUUCAUAAACCACAUCACAAAUGGAUUAUGCCAACUCCUUACGCUUCAAUUGCUUUUCAUCCGGUAGAUGGCUGGAUGCAAUCUCUUCCUUACCACGUCUUUCCCUUUAUCUUCCCACUUCAGAAAUUCGCAUACCUCGGUCUCUUCUUCUUCGUACAAGUCUGGACAGUGUUUAUUCAUGAUGGAGAAUAUGUGGCCAAUAGUCCAAUUUUGAAUGGAGCCGCUUGUCACACGAUGCAUCAUCUGUACUUCAAUUAUAAUUAUGGUCAAUAUACCACACUUUGGGAUAGAUUGGGAGGUAGUUACAGAAAACCAAAUGAGGAACUUUUCAGAAGAGAGAGUAAGAUGGGACAAAAGGAAUGGGAGAGACAAGUUGCGGAGAUGGAGAAACAGGUUUUGGAGGCGGAAGGAGAGGAUGAUAGAGUUUAUAGUGGUGUGGAAAAGAAGAUGAAUUAGUUUGAACUUUGAAGAUUGGCAAGGCAUGUAAAUAUGUCAAAUGGCCUUUUGAGUGGGGUGAGAGGAGGAGGGGAAUGGAAUGAGAUGCAUUGAUUGUAUAUAUUGCAUGGUAUGACAUGAAAUGGCAUUUUUGAUGUAGAUUCAUAUCGGUUUGAAAAUAAUGAAUGGAUGGAUAGAUGGAUGAAUGGAUGGAAAUGAAUUGCAUAUAAAGGCGUUCAAUUAUUAUAAAGUAUUAUGGUAGAUAUAUUAAUGUGGGUGGAUAGAUGAUGGGUGAUGAGCAAGAUAAGCAAGAUGAGCAAGAUGAGCAAGAUGAGCAAGAUGAGCAAGAUGAGCAAGAUGAGCAAGAUGA